AUGGCACCUGCAUCCGCUGCCUCAUCAUCAAGAGCGCUCAACGCAAUCCUGCCGCUAAUCGCUGCGGGACAACCAUACGAGGCGCAUCAGAAAGCACGCACAUUCGCCUCGCGGUAUUCCAAGUCAGGGCAAUAUGAUACCACCAUAGACGUCCUCUUUCAGUCCGCGAGAGAGCUGUUGAAGGUGGGCCAGCAGGGCAGCGGCACUGAUUUGGCAAGCUUCCUGCUGGAGGUGUAUGAUAGCAAUGGCGAGGAGGUCAAUGAGGAGAGCCGGGGACGCUUGACACAGUUGAUUGCGCUCACGGGUUCCGAGGGUGCAUGGCGAAAGACGACGAUCGACAAGGCUGUUGCAUGGUCAGCCAAGCAUGGCCUAUAUCCCGCCGGCGAUCCUGACUUGCAUCACUAUGUCGGCGAGCUGCUGUACAAAGAGGGUGCAUUUGAUGCUGCGGAGCCACAUCUUCUAGCUGCAGGGAAGCGAGACAGCGCGCGACUCCUUGCUCAUAUGUUUGCUGAGUGGGCUUCAGCAACAACAGGCGCGACACCCGGAGCAUUUGCUCUACACGGAAUAAUACCUUAUCUGCAAAAUGGGAACAUCCUUGCAGCACGCACGUUCAUCACCGAAUUCGUAUCGCAAAUUACGACAAUUAAGCCGUCACUUCUUUCCUCGCUGCAGCCGAGACCUAUCUCUGUGAGCAAGGAGGGCACUAUAGACGAUAUCGUGUAUACGACAGAUUCCGUCAUGAACUUUUCGCAAUUGGCUGUACGAACUUGCCAAAGAGCACAAGGGGAUCAGAACAAAGCGAUGCGGGAGGCCUGGGUGCGGCUGUGCGGGACGUAUCAGAGUAAAAGUGGACUGCUGGCUGUCAGGGGAGUGAGGAAGACCUUAAUCGACCUAGCGGAGCUCUACUUCGCUAUCCCUCCACCACGGACACAGCCAGCGAAUCCCAUGGCAGACAUGCUCUCUGCUAUGCUCGGCGGCAGCGCAUCUAGUUCAGCGCCUGCCCGACGGGUACUUUCCCCCCUGCCGCCGAGCAGCUCCCCAGGAUUGGACUAG
Molecule: messenger RNA, 1053 nt
Organism: Sparassis crispa
Lineage: Eukaryota; Fungi; Basidiomycota; Agaricomycetes; Polyporales; Sparassidaceae
Product: Golgi to ER traffic protein
Exons: 6
Coding region: 1-1053 (350 amino acids)
Biological process (GO): protein insertion into ER membrane
Cellular component (GO): cytosol
Molecular function (GO): protein binding
Source: RefSeq, a predicted model, not a curated record